Messenger RNA from Hippopotamus amphibius kiboko, 381 nucleotides. RefSeq names its product keratin-associated protein 9-8-like. Gene Ontology annotation, cellular component: keratin filament. The record is from RefSeq and is a predicted model, not a curated record. The coding region runs from base 1 to 381 and encodes 126 amino acids. The transcript has a single exon. Lineage: Eukaryota; Metazoa; Chordata; Mammalia; Artiodactyla; Hippopotamidae.
AUGACCCACUCUUGCUCUUCCCCAUGCUGUCAGCCUAUCUGCUGCAGGAUCACCUGCUGCCAGCCCUGCUGCCCCCCAACUUGCUGUCAAACCACCUGCUGCAGGACCACCUGCUGCAAGCCUACUUGUGGGACCACCUGCUGCCAGCUCACCUGCUGUGGGUCCAGAAGUUGCCAGCCAGCUUGCUGUGCACCCGUGUACUGCCAUAGAACCUGCUACCACCCCACAUGCUACUGCCUGCCUGGGGGCCACGCCCAGAGCUGUGGAUCCAGCUGCUGCCAGCCUUGCUGCCACCCCAUCUGCUGUCAGACCACCUGCUGUAGGACCACCUGUUGCCGCCCCAGCUGUGUGUCCAGCUGUUGCCAGCCUUCCUGUUGCUGA